Messenger RNA from Anopheles coluzzii, 4909 nucleotides. RefSeq names its product dual specificity mitogen-activated protein kinase kinase 4-like. Gene Ontology annotation, biological process: MAPK cascade; protein phosphorylation. Lineage: Eukaryota; Metazoa; Arthropoda; Insecta; Diptera; Culicidae. Gene Ontology annotation, molecular function: JUN kinase kinase activity; ATP binding. The transcript has 5 exons. Bases 763 to 1941 code for a protein of 392 amino acids. The record is from RefSeq and is a predicted model, not a curated record.
ACCCCGUCACAACUGUCAAACGUCAACGUAAUUGUGCUACCUGGAAUUCUAGAGCUUUCAUCACCCAAGAACCACGAAACACGGGUAAAAGCGUAAAGUAAACUUCGGUAGGUGCUGGUGAAAAGAGAGAAAAAAAUCCGGAAAUUAGUGACCCAUUAGGAAAAGUGUAUCUAGCGCACUGGUGAAAGGUUGCUCGAUGCAAACGAGCAAAGGCGAAACCGGUCCUGCCCGUCAACAAAGAAAAGUUUGCCCGUCCCCAGAACGCACGAGCUCGGGAACAAACAUUUCCUCAGCUGUGUGGCAUUAGCACAGGGGUACCGCUGUGCGUGUGUGUUCUGUUACCAUCUACACCCGCACCUGCUGGAAAAUCGUCUUGCAAGCGUCGAGUUACUGACCGAGGUUCCGAUCCGUCGCUACAUCACACGAACCCGCUGUCGUCCACCCUCAAUCCGUCCUUCCGAGCAACUUGUGUACGCCACCACCCGCUUGGUGAAUCAGGUGUGUGUUAUUUAUGGUGACGGUGUAGGCAACUGCAGGUGCCGUACGAAAAUUCGUCCAAGCUCUGGUCACGGGAGCUACUACCACAACGGUGAAGGUGUAUGUGUUCCAGUGAACGUUUUGCGUGCCCUGCCUUCGGUCGAAACAAGUAGCCGCCCUACGUCGUCAAGAAGUUCCAAAGUUGAAAGGCCCCCUGUAGGUGAACCAUUAACUAUUCACCAAAUCGAAACACCCGUACACCGCUGCGCCUACUUCCUAGGACCAAUGUCAGACGAUCAGAGUUCACAAUCCUCCCCAGCAACCACACCAUCCUCAGCACGUCCCUUCAUGCCACUGCCGCUGGAACUGAACGGCGAGCGAAGGAAACCGUCCAAAAAGCUCAGCUUCCAAGGAUGCCAGGGCGGGCAGGCGCCGGUCAUACCGGAUCCGACGCGCGAACGCAUACGAAUGCAGGCGACGGCGGGCAAACUACAGAUCGCGCCAAACCAAACGUACGACUUCACCUCGGAAGAUAUGAUCGACGAGGGUGAAAUAGGGCGCGGUGCGUUCGGUGCCGUCAACCGGAUGAAGUUCACGCACACGGGCACGGUGAUGGCGGUGAAGCGGAUCCGCUCGACCGUGGACGAGAAGGAGCAGAAGCAGCUGCUGAUGGAUCUGGAGGUGGUGAUGAAGUCGAACGACUGCAACACCAUCGUCACGUUCUACGGGGCACUGUUCAAGGAGGGCGACUGCUGGAUCUGCAUGGAGCUGAUGGACACGUCGCUAGACAAGUUCUACAAGUUUAUCUGCGAAAAGCAACAGAGCCCCAUCCCGGAACCGAUACUGGCGCAGAUCACGUUCGCGACGGUCCGCGCGCUCAACUAUCUGAAGGAGGAGCUGAAAAUUAUCCACCGGGAUGUAAAACCGAGCAAUAUACUGCUGAAACGGAACGGCGACAUUAAGCUGUGCGAUUUCGGCAUCUCCGGCCAGCUAGUGGAUUCGAUCGCACGCACCAAGGAUGCCGGCUGCCGGCCGUACAUGGCGCCCGAACGCAUCGAUCCCCAGCGCGCUAAGGGCUAUGACGUGCGCAGUGACGUGUGGUCGCUCGGAAUUACGCUGAUGGAGGUGGCGACCGGGAAGUUCCCCUAUCCAAAGUGGGGCUCCGUGUUUGAGCAGCUUUCACAGGUUGUCGAAGGUGACCCGCCUAGACUGUCCACCACCUACAAUGGGAUGGAAUUUUCGAUAGAUUUUGUAAAUUUUGUAAAUACCUGUUUAAUUAAAGACGAGCGCGAUCGUCCCAAGUACGGUCGGCUGUUGCAGCAUCCGUUCAUUCAGCAGGCCGAAAAGAGUGACACAGACGUAGCGGCGUACGUAAGCGAAGUGCUGGAAUCGAUGGCCAACAAUGGUAUCACGCAGUUUACCACGGACCUGCCAGCGGAAGGUUGGAACGAAAGCUUCAAUUAGGGUGUGAGCAGUGGGAAAAAAGUUACCCCGUUACGCAAUAUGCAUAAUAUCUAUUCGUUCCGGUAGAAACGUAUCAAACGACGUGUAAGUUAGGUCGCAUUUUGAUUGUGCACUAUCUUUUGUUUAAAAAUUCCACCUCUCACUCUCUCCACACCUGUCCAAACGUUUUAGUCUAGUUUUGAAGGAUACAUUCGGCUUAGAUUCGUUGCAUUGUGCAAUUACUAUCGAAUUUCCUACCUCUCUAUUUCAGUUUAUUCAGAAAUUAAGCAUGUAGAAUUUGAAAAAAAAAACCUUCAGAACAAUUCGGUUUGCUCGUAACGGACUUAAACUAUCAGCAACAGCAAUGUUUUAACUCAAAAUCCCAACAGUAAAAUAAGGGCGCGGACAAUAAUGAACUAGAAUUCUGGACAGCGAAUUAAAUUUUUUUUUUCAUGGAUACACAACAUUGUGGCAAUUCGGAUUGAUUUCUGAUUAAGCAUUCGUUUUUUUUAAAGAAACAAAACACACGAGAUUCUUUGAUAGGUAAAGUAAACAUAAUUGAAAAGAAAAACGGACAAAUGCGCAGGAAUUUAUCCCGGUCAGGAAUAAAGGCAGAUUUUGUUCGUAAACAUUGAAACAACUACUACCAUUCACUCACAUACACAAUUACAAAUAAUCAAACACACACACAAUUAGCAAGUAAGUAGCAAAGCAAAGAAAAAUUAGGCUCCUUGUGUAAUCCUCAUUUUGUUGUGCACCCCAGAAUGAAUGGAAGGAAACGGGACGAUUUCUGGACGAGUAAGGAUAAAACAGUAAAAGCUGAUAACACGAUGUGUAAACGUGGAAGAGAGUGGGAAGGGAAGGGAAAGAGAUGAAUAACAUUCAUAUGUAGAACCUGCAAUAUCCUACACAGUUGGUUGUUGUUAGUUGUUGAAAAGCGGGGAAAACAAAACGUAGGCAAAAUGUGAUCCUUUUGACUGGUUUUCAUUUUUCUAUUAAAGCCAUUUUGUGAUGCAAUGAUGAGAUAAAUGAUAGUAGCGAUUAGCAAACUGUAGCGUAAUGGUAAUGUGAGAGCAGACACACAUACAGAGGAAACGAGUACUAAAACUACACCACUAAUUAUCUACUAAAAACCAAACAAAACGUUUAAACACGGAUUUACUACCACUCACACAAUACACAGGAAACGUUUUCGCUAGCAGGAAACGAGUAGUAGCAGGUAUUAUAGUGUUCUAGUAGUAGUAACAGUAGUAAUAAGGAUAGCAACAGCAAGCAAAAGAAAACAUGGCAAGAGGAACGAUUUUUAGCAAUUGUUAAAAAAAAAAAACAAAACAAAAAUGAUCCUCUCCAUUAGUCCCGCGUGUCGCUGUGCUGGAGGGUAGAAUAUUCAUAACACUUUCUUCCGGAGUAACUACUUGAACACUAGAGUUCUGGCGCAAUAGAAGAAAAACAUGACGAGAAAGAGCCACUAUACUUGAACUGUACCGUUGAAUGUUAACUGUGCUUUCAUCAAUCCUCGCGUUUUCUCUUUUAAAUUUCAAUACUAAAUUUCCGUUAUUUUAGCUAAUGUUCCAAGUUCGAUAGUAGAGAAUGGUAUUCGAUCGAAUCCACACAGCCACACACACACACACAUACACGCACUUGCACACACACACACACUCACACUUAGUCAGGUGGGUGCGUUAUUCGUUAUAAAGUUCUGCAAAUUGUCCUAACAGUCCUAGCGUAAGUGCACGGUUGGUUCAAGUGCGAGUGCUAGCACACAUUUUCUACGCCUACUCUUUUUAUCUACGCUUUUCUACUGUGGUUGCCUUAUAAAGAGAUAUGUCAGUAUGUCGUCGUCGCCGUCGUCUGUCGUUUGUAGUAAGCGUGUGCAUGUUUGGAAACGGAAAAGGGAAGAUCGCUAGGUAAAGAGUACCCGUGUGACCAACGGAAGCCGAAUUCGGCCAAAGAGGUAUCCUUGUGUUUUAAUUUCUCGUUUUGCCAUUCCUAUAAUGAUUUCACCUUUAGCAACACAAACACACAUACAUCCCAUCCUAGGUAUUAUUGUUACCACCACCCACCCCUACCCCCCGCGGAUGUUGCGUUCUUUGGGCGACCGCGCGCGCUCAAUACGUUUUGCAGUUGCACUACACGCUGCCAGGCUGCACACGCCGUGGGCAAAUGAUUCUAGCGCACUAUAUAUUUACAAGGAAGUAUUUAGCAUAUAAACCUAGGCAAGCAGUAAGAUAAUACACCCAUAUACACACAUACACACACACAACACGCAAGAGCUUUAUCGUAGUUGUUUUGUGGCGAGGAAUAGUGUAAUGCAUGAACAAAAAAGGCAGGAAUAAACAUAAAGAUAAUACCCGGGGGGAUCGAUGAUUUCAAAAAUGAGAUCGAAAGUCAGUUUGUGGUAAGUUUUGCGUAAGUUUUAACUGUGACAUUGGAUUUAGAAGGGUGCGGGCAGGGAGUGGGUGUGCGUUUAAAGAUAUGAUGUAUGAAACAUGUGGAUAAAAAACUCCCCGUUGUGUUGUGUGCGAUAGCGAAUGUCUGACAUUAGUUAUGCUAAUAAGUAAGAUGUAUAAUUUAGGGGAAUUGUCCAACAAUCGCAGCGCAUAGCAAAACGAGAACUACUAACCUAGAGCGGUGCAAACGUAACUAAACAACCGAAGAAAAAAUACACACCAUUUGCGAACAAUAAUACAAUUCUAACGGAAGCACACUUGCGCUAAUUGAAAAGUAAAUUAAGAAUUUUUGAAAUACGGAUGAAAUUUAAGGAAAAAAAACGCACCACCACGUGUCCAAUCGUCACCACAUCAAUACAGGAGCCGGAAUGUGUUUUUUAGCAGAGCAUAAGUUACUAAACACACCAAUUUAUGCAUGCAUAUAGUGCCGGGGUGCAAGCGUACGUAACAACACAACGGUGCGUAUUUCCGUGCAGGGAACUGUGAAGGAAGAAAAUAAGGAAAUUGAAAAUAAAAACCACAACACCCACACUUACAAA